Molecule: messenger RNA, 588 nt
Organism: Eimeria necatrix
Lineage: Eukaryota; Apicomplexa; Conoidasida; Eucoccidiorida; Eimeriidae
Exons: 1
Coding region: 1-588 (195 amino acids)
Source: RefSeq, a predicted model, not a curated record
AUGGAGUUGGGAGAAGGAGUUGAGGGUUUAUUUUUUUCUUUUUCGAAUUUCUCUCCCGCGGGUUUGCUGCUGAGUGCGCUCUUUUGGGUGUACGUACACCUCAAGCUUUCGCCCAAGCUGCCUUCCCUCUUUCUUCCUGCUGCUGUUGGCCAGCAGCACAAGCAGAAGCUGCUGCAGUACAAGCAGCAGCAAGCAGCAGCAGCAGCAGCAGCAGCAGCGCGAGCGGGCGCAGCAGCAGCAGCUCCCGCAGCCCCGCAAGCAGCAGCAGCAGCAGCAGCAGCAGCAGCAGGGGCGGGGAAGGAGCGGGCCCCCGAGGCCGCCGAAGGAGCCCCUCAAAAGCAGCAGCAGCAGCAGCAGCAGCAGCAGCAGCAGGAAGCAGCAGCAGCAGCAGCAGCAGCAGAACUGAGUCCCGAAGAACUGAUGGUUUACUGCGUUUCUGCAAGAGCAAAUGCAACAGCUUUUUUGCAUGCAUGUCUUGUAGUUCCUGCUGCUGCUGCAGUGGUGUUUGUGACCAUAAAGAAGGCGCAGCAGGAGCUGCAGCUGAAAGCAGCAGCAGCAAUCCUGCUGCUGCUGCAGUGGUGUUUGUGA